Danio rerio (zebrafish) is the source of this 1073-nucleotide messenger RNA. NCBI's taxonomy places the organism in Eukaryota, Metazoa, Chordata, Actinopteri, Cypriniformes, Danionidae. The record is from RefSeq and is a predicted model, not a curated record.
CUGAUGUCAGGAGCCAGGAGUGGAAAGACUUUCCGAUUUUUGCUGUUGGAAAAGGGAGGGUUGUUUUCCAGAGGAGUUUACACAAGUCCACAGUGUCCACUCAAAAGUCCUCCCACCUCCACCUCCAAACUCUCACUCGCUUUCUCUGUUCUUUCAUUACAGCACAGCCUGUCCAGGAGCGUGAACCGAAGCAGGAGAAAUGGGCAUCAGCAGCAGCUUUAGCGGUUUAUCUUCACUCGUCUUCAUCUGCGCUCUGGCCUUCUGCAUGGCUCUGGUGCACACAGAAACAGUGGCUGAUUCCUCCCCAACAUUUCAGAAAGACGACACAGUCUCCGGUGAUGGAAGCUUCGAUGUGACGACAAAAGCCCAAGAGCUCAUAGAGAGCACCGUCAUCGCCGAUUAUGAGGACAGCACACACAUAAUAACCCUGGAGGAGGAAGUGGUUUUGGGGCCCGGUGCCAUCGCAGCUAUCGUCAUUGCAGUUUUCCUCGGAGCGUCUGUUCUUCUGGCUCUCAUUGUGAUCACGCUCAGAAAAUUCACCGCCUCCUAAGAAGAGACAUUUGUGUGUUUUGAUUCUUCUCUUCUUCAAUCCCAUCUCUGCCCUUGCUUUCUCUCCUCCGUCUGAACUGUAGUGUCUCAUUGGUGGCAGGUCCUUCAUGAAGUGGCGGUUUGCAGCUGCUCUCUUCUUUCUCCAGUAUAUCUCCAGAGCAGUUGCGGUCAAAAUUAAUUGUGACCAUAAUAUCAAUGUUGAUAUAGUCUUUUAAUUAGGAAUACAUUGGAAAGUUGUAGGAGUUAUAAUAAUUGAUAUUAGUGCCAUGCAGUUUAGAUCCAUUCUUGUGCAACUAGUUUUCUAGCUUGCAGCUCUCUUUUUGUCAUUGUAGCUGAUUUGUGUAAAAUUAUUAUGUUGUUUGAGUCUAAGAUAAAGUAUGUGUGUGUUGGGGUGUGUACAGGUAUUUGGAGAAAACAGAGCAGCCUUUAAUGUUUGAAUUGAACUUUUAUACCUAAACUGAUGAAUUUUUAGGUCACCUUGUGAUUGUUUGCUGACCAGAUAAAAACACCAUUUUUAAACCUCC